Molecule: messenger RNA, 1320 nt
Organism: Rubroshorea leprosula
Lineage: Eukaryota; Viridiplantae; Streptophyta; Magnoliopsida; Malvales; Dipterocarpaceae
Source: the annotation of a GenBank genome assembly
CCCCUAGCCUUCAUCAUUACCCUCAUUAGGUACGGCGGCGGCGGAGAACUGAAAAAAGAUUACGGAGAGGAGGAGUGUCGUGGAUUCGAUGGGAUCGUGCUCGGGACAAAGCGGUGGGAGCUACGAUCUCUUCUCCAAGAUCUUGUUGGUCAGCGAUUCCGGUGUCGGCAAAAGUAGUCUCCUGGUUAGCUUCAUUUCCAGUUCCGUUGAAGAUCUAGCCCCUACCAUUGAUCAAGCUGCUAACAGCAGGUGGAAAGAAAUUGAAGCUCACAAUUUGGGAAAUAGGUGCGUAGAGAUGGAGUUGGUGCUUGGUGGGGACUCUAGGAGGACUUGCAACCCUUGUGUGGAUGAGGUGGAGUGGUGGAGCAUGGAGCAGCAUGCUGCUGCUCCAUUGGCUGCUGCGGCAGUUUGAGAAUUGUUUGCCUCUACCGGUUUGACUUUGAAAUACACCUUCAGCUGCCAGUUGAUGAAAACCAAACAGUUGUCAGGGGUGGAUUUUAAGAUCAAGCUGCUAACAGUAGGUGGGGAGAAAUUGAAGCUCACAAUUUGGGAUACAGGUGCGUAGAGAUGAAGUUUGUGCUUGCUUAUGAUCUUUUAUGCUUUUCAUUCCAAAUUUGUCAUUUUAUAGUUCCAAUUUGUCUCAGUAGCCUAUUACUUCAUGUGUGGUCCUUAGUGCAAAACUUUUGAAAGACGCAAGAGGGGGAAAUACGUCCAGUAUGAAAAGUUGAACUGUUUUAUUGGAGUCAAUCAUCCGUUUACUUUAGAUUUUUCAAAUUGUGAAGGGAGCAUGCUUCUCCGACCUGUUUUUACCUUUGGCCUUUUCGGUAAUAGUCUUGGUUCCAAAAUUUUAUGUUGGCAUGGGAAUAAGUGGUGUCUGAAAUCAUAUUGCUUCUUGCAGCUGGACAGGAAAGGUUCAGGACAUUAACAAUCUCUUACUAUGGAGGUGCCCAAGGGAUCAUUGUUGGAGUCUGAGAGGGUUGUUAGCAGAGAAGAAGGAAUUGCCCUUGCCAAAGAACUUGGGUGUUUGUUAGUGAAUGUAGUGCUAAAACUAGAGAAAACAUGGAAUGAUGCUUUGAGGAGCUUGCACUGAAGAUAAUGGAGGUCCCCUAGUCUUUUGGAAGAAGGAUCUGAUGUAAAGAGGAGCAUUUUAAAGCAGAAACCAGAAAAUCAGGCUCCUUCAAGUGGUGGUUGCUGCUCUAUCAAUAUUUUUUCUGGUCUCUAGAUCAAGAUCGUGCCAAGAAAGCAUGACUUACUUUCAUUCCUUUGGCAACUAGAACGCGAACAACUUGUGUACAUUAUAAUCUCUAUCAAUAUUUUUUA